AUGGAUGAUAAUGAAGAAUUGCCAUUCAGAUUAGUGGGUUUAUCCAGAGCCGAAUUGUACAAUGAAUUAUACGCUGAUAUUCCUUUGGGAAAUGAAUCAGGAAACGAUUCGGAUGAUAUUGGUAGUGAUUCUGAGAAUGUAAAUGAAUUUCAGAAUAUCGAACCACCAUUAGAACUUGAGAUAGAUGAUGAUUGGGAGGUUGAUGAUCUACUUCCACUCUCAAAUUUUAGAGAUGUUCCGGUCGUUCGACAGAAACCAGAAUGGAAUAAAACUUACAAUGUCGCUGUUGCGACCCAUUUCUCAGAAGACAGUGGCCCUGUGAAUAUUUCUGGCAUUUCUAGACCCUGUCAACUUUUUGAGUUGUUUUUAUCUGAUAACAUACUUGAUGACAUCGUUUUCCAAACGAACUUGUAUGCAACUCAGACUAGACACGGUCGUAUGUUCAAACCUCUGACUAUUAUUGAACUAAAAUGUUUUCUGGGCAUGAAUUUACUGAUGGGGUUGAAAAAAUUGCCUAGCUAUCGGGACUACUGGUCAUCUGCUGCUGACUUUCAUGACAGUUUCGUGAGCAAUUUGAUGACAGUGAAUAGAUUUGGAUGGAUUCUCACAAAUCUCCAUAUCAAUGAUAAUGCAUUGAUGCCAUGUCGUGGUUCGCCUGAUUUCGAUAAACUUUAUAAAAUUAGGCCGUUCCUGUCGUCAUUACAAACAAAUUUUUUGAAGUACUUUAGACCAUCCGAAUUCAUAGCUAUUGAUGAGUCUAUGAUAAAAUUCAAAGGCCGUUCCUCACUAAAACAAUACCUACCAAAAAAGCCUAUCAAACGUGGGUACAAGGUUUGGGUAUUGGCAGAUAAAAGUGGAUAUUGUUAUAAAUUCGAAAUCUACACUGGAAAAACAGGAAACUCGUCCGAGAAAGCUCUUGGGGUGAAAGUUGUGACUACAUUGUGCAAAGGCCUUGAAAACAAAGGUCACAAGUUAUUCUUCGACAAUUAUCUCAGCAGUGUUGAGCUUAUGGAAGAUUUAAAAAAGCUAAAAAUAUUCGCAUGUGCAACUAUAAAUCCAACAAGAAGAGAGUUACCCGUUUUCCGAAUAGAUCAGGAAUUGAAACAGGGCGACUUUGAUCAUUAUACAAGCAACAAUGGCAUAUAUACAGUCAAAUGGAAGGAUAAACGUUGCGUACAUCUGAUUUCGAACUAUCAUCAAUCAAAUGAAGUGACUAAAGUUAAUCGUAAAACAAAAACAGGAGUUAUCCAAGAAGUUCCCUGUCCAGCCAUUCUAUCUGAUUACAAUGCUCACAUGAAUUCCGUUGAUAAGUUGGAUCAACUGAAAAGUUGUUAUGAAAUCGACAGAAAGUCAAAGAAAUGGUGGCAUAGGAUUUUCUUUCACUUUUUAGAUGUAUGUAUUGUUAACGCAUAG
Molecule: messenger RNA, 1413 nt
Organism: Leptinotarsa decemlineata (Colorado potato beetle)
Lineage: Eukaryota; Metazoa; Arthropoda; Insecta; Coleoptera; Chrysomelidae
Product: piggyBac transposable element-derived protein 4
Source: RefSeq, a predicted model, not a curated record